Messenger RNA from Physella acuta, 1206 nucleotides. RefSeq names its product sperm flagellar protein 1. The record is from RefSeq and is a predicted model, not a curated record. Lineage: Eukaryota; Metazoa; Mollusca; Gastropoda; Physidae. Gene Ontology annotation, molecular function: microtubule binding. Gene Ontology annotation, cellular component: axoneme. Gene Ontology annotation, biological process: regulation of cytoskeleton organization.
UAUACCUAAAUCACGUCUCAAGAAAGAUGGUCCCUUAUGCCAUUUGUUGAUAACUUUACUUUUAUCUUGGGAGGUAAAAUCUACCAUGGGACUUAAUUUUACGAUAGAGUGAUUGUAUUCAUUGUGAUUAGGUAGGUCUCCGUGUUACAGAUUACUUCAGUUCGGAGGAAUAAUUUUAUGCCCUGGUUUUCAAAGGCAAUUAGAUUUAUUGUUGACUUUUUUUUAUUUUUUUUCAUAAGGUGUGCCAAACGCAGGGGCGACACAUUUUCGUAUCAGGGGUGUCACAAUGAGCACAUUUAUUUACACAAAGCAGAGUUACAAUGGACUGAGCCAUGUGCUCAUGGAAGACUAUUAUGACUCAGUUGAACUGGAAGACUUGUACAUGUGGGUGGAUCGAAUACCGCUCAGCCGGCCGAAGAAAAACAUCGGGAAGGACUUUUCUGACGGUGUUCUUGUUGCUGAGAUCUUCAAGCACUACUUCCCCAGGCAUGUUGACGUACAUAACUACGCACCUGCUGUGGGGGUCAAGCAAAAAAUGGAGAAUUGGUUUUUAUUAAACAGGAAAGUUCUACAUCGCUUGGAUUUAGACCUUUCGGAAGAUGUGAUAAGAUCUCUGUCCAGCGGCAAACAAAGUGUGGUGGAGAAGGUCUUGAUGAUGCUAAGGUUUCAGAUUGACAAACACAUUGACAAAUACAACAGCAACAGAGCUAGGCAAAAAUACCACAAGUCACCCAGGGAGAUGGAGGAUUUCAGUUGCUUUGGUCCAUCCAGUCCUCGACUUACCUCUAGAGAUUAUCAAAUCAAGUCACACAAACCUUUGCCAGAACUAGAGUCGUCAGAGCUUUACAAUAGAAGUUAUCCAAAUGGACCAAUGCAGGAUUCUAUGGUGAACUAUAUACCAAGAGAUUUAUUUGAACAAAAAGUACUGGAAAGUUUGGCAAAAGAUGAAACUAUACAGAUGCUGACAGUAAAACUACAAAAACUGGAGCAGCUUUUACGCAUGAAGAAUGAAAGAAUUGAGAAUCUUGAGAGAAAACUCGCUUAGAAUGUAAAAAAAAAACUAAUUGUAAAAUCAAUAGCAAAAUUGUGUGAAAAAGUCUUAUUAUAUAAUAUUAUUAAACAAUAAUAUUGCGUUGCUAAGGCUAGCUUUGUUUAUUAAAAGAAUAAUUACCAAUGUGUCUAGUUUUACUGUUGUGAAUGUCAUUG